Messenger RNA from Gossypium raimondii (Peruvian cotton), 1854 nucleotides. Its product is annotated as D-ribulose kinase. Gene Ontology annotation, biological process: xylulose metabolic process. Gene Ontology annotation, cellular component: cytosol. NCBI's taxonomy places the organism in Eukaryota, Viridiplantae, Streptophyta, Magnoliopsida, Malvales, Malvaceae. Gene Ontology annotation, molecular function: D-xylulokinase activity. The record is from RefSeq and is a predicted model, not a curated record.
ACAACGGUAUUCAAUAAAUUUCCCCAUUAUCCGUUACAAGCUCACAGUGUGAAAGACAGGAAAGGCAACACAACAAAGGUGCCAAAAGAUGCUUGGCUCUAUUAACCAUUCAUCCACCCUCUCCAUCCUGCUUUAUCCAUUGUCCCCAAAACCAGGAUGUUGUAGUUCAAGGAAGUUGAAUGUACGAAUUCAUCCAUGGGAGAAGAGUGUAGAGAAAUCAGUAAAGCUGAGAACUAUGGUUGUUGGAUGUAAGAUUGAGAAUCAAGAAAUGGGUUUUCAAGCUAGUGAGAGGCUUUAUCUUGGAAUGGAUUUCGGUACAUCUGGUGCUAGGUAUGCUUUGAUUGACAAGCAAGGGACAAUUCAUGCUGAAGGAAAGAGAGAGUACCCUAAUUACAUGAAGGAAGACUCCCUGGAUUGGGCGCUGUCAUGGAAAACAACUCUUUUCUCAUUGCUUGAAGAUGUUCCGGUUCAUCUCCGGCCUCUUGUCGCUUCCAUCUCUCUUGAUGGGACUUCUGCCACUACGCUGAUCAUCGACAGCAAAACAGGAGAACCAUUAGCCAGACCUUACCUCUACAAUGAGAGUUGUCCUGACGCUUUACCAUUGGUAAAGUCCAUCGCUCCUAUAAACCAUACAGUGUGCUCUGGUUCAUCUACUCUGUGCAAGCUUGUUUCAUGGUGGAACAAUGACGAUUCAGAUAAAAAAUCCACAAUGUUAUUACACCAAGCUGAUUGGUUGUUGUGGCUUCUUCAUGGUCAGCUUGGAGUUUCUGAUUAUAACAACGCUCUGAAGGUUGGUUAUGAUCCCGAAGCUGACUCCUAUCCAGAUUGGUUGUUAUCUCAGCCUUAUGCUCAACUUUUACCUAUGGUCAAGGCGGGAACUUCAAUCGGCCAUUUGAAAGGCGAUAUUAGAACACAAUUUGGUUUUUCAGAAGAUUGUAUUGUAUGUACCGGGACCACUGAUAGCAUAGCUGCCUUUCUUGCAGCACGAGCAACAAAACCAGGGAAAGCGGUUACCUCUUUGGGUUCAACCCUUGCAAUUAAACUACUAAGUACUACUAGGAUAGAGGAUGCAAGAUACGGAGUGUACAGUCAUCGCCUUGACGAUAAGUGGCUUGUCGGAGGAGCUUCGAAUACUGGCGGAGCAGUUUUAAAGGAAAAUUUCAGUGAUGAGCAAUUGGAAAAACUGAGUGAACAUAUUAAUCCCAUGGAGGCCUCUCCCUUAGACUACUAUCCCCUAAAAUCAGUUGGAGAGAGGUUUCCCGUGGCAAAUCCGAAGAUGGAGCCUAGGUUACAUCCACGACCAGAAAGUGACGUGGAGUACUUGCAUGGCAUUUUGGAAUCCAUCGCCCGUAUAGAGGCAAAGGCAUACAUGUUGUUGAAGGAUCUAGGCGCGACCCAAGUCGAUGAAGUGUUCACCGCCGGAGGCGGUGCAAAGAACGAAAAAUGGACAAAGAUUCGAGAGAGAGUACUUGGUCUACCUGUGAGUCGAGCAACUCAAACCGAGGCUGCCUAUGGAGCUGCAUUGUUGGCUUUGAAGGGUUGCCAAUAGAUACAGUGUGGCUAGUGAGUGUGUAUAGAGUCAUUAUUUUUGGUGAAUUAAGUUUAUGAUUAUGUGCCUAUUUAGCAUUGUAUAAUCAGUUUUAAUUUCUUCAUCUCAUUCCCUCUUUUGUAUUUUAGGAGCCAUGUCAAGGUAAUUUCAGCUACCUGUUUUACCAAGAAAACCUGGUACAUGCCAAAGCAAUGAACUUGAGACAUCAUUCUGUGAUUGAUCAAUGCUUGGCGAUAAAAAGGUCUAAUUCUGGUUUUAGUCCUUUUAUUUUAAUUUGAUAUAAUUUGGUGCCUCUACUUUUAUAA